UGGGGCAAAUUUUUGACCUGACCUGACUUAAAGUUUCAAGACUCCCUUGAUUACUACUGCUUUCUCUUUUCUUGCACAGUAAAACAAACAGAUAAGAGAGGAAGUAACAACCAUUUCCUGGCCCAUCAAGCACCACAAGAAGUGUGUGUGAUAAGACAAAUGACAUCCCUCAGCCCCGCCAUGGCCUAAAACACCAAGAGUUUAUCGUCUACACACUCCACCUCUCCCUUCCUACGGCCCUCCCUUGGCCUUCUGACUGCCUUUGUGCUCCCUGUUUUGUCGGCUCUCUGCAGCUGUAUUUUCAUCUUACAGUAGUGAACCACCAUCACUCGGGAUGGACUCCGGACCCCCCAACCUGCUGCUGCUGCUGCUUCUCUCCAGCCUGCUGCACUUCUUGCAGUGUGCCGGCGAACAGUCGUUAUUCGUUAUCGAUACAGUUGGCCUUAGGAUCCUACCUAACAACACAGUUCAGAGCGGGACGCCGGUGACCCUACACUGCCAGGUCACCAUCAGUCAUGACAACAUCCCACACCUGACGCACACUUUCCAGUUUCUACGGGAUGAUUCUUCCAUCUACUCCAAUUCCACCACAGCAGACUCAGCCGUGUAUGAACUCGGACCAACUCGGGCAAACGACUCUGGAAACUACGAAUGUCGGGUCACAGUCGAGGGCAAGAGCCAAACCAGCGUCAGCCAGAAACUCUACAUCAUAGGACUGCAGAUUCCAGUACUGCAUUUGGAGAACAGUAGUCCCUAUAUGGGUGAGGAGUUCACGGCCACCUGCAGUGCUCCAGAGGAGAAAGGAUCCCUCCUUUUCCGCUUUUACCAGAGAUUUAGAAGUGGAGAACCUCAGACGAUAAAGCAGCCAGCAACCACUGGGAACUCAUCAGAGACUAAACUGGUCCUGAGGCGGGUUGGGGACAGCUUCCUGUACUGUGACUAUGAGAUACAUUUGGCUUCCGGCACCAAACGCUCCAACCGCAGCAAUGAGAUUCAAGUGAUAGUCAAAGGACUCUACAUUUCCCCGGUCAUGAACGUACUGCCCUCCUCUGAUGUCUAUGAGGGUGACAUAAUAGAAGUGGUUUGUCAAGUAGUGGGUCAACGUACAGACAUUGAAGUAUUCCUAAUUAAUAAGCACAAGAGGAUCCUCAAAAGUGCCCAAAACAGUCUCAAUCAUCGAUUCAGGGUACAAGAAGGCGAUUCUGGUGAGCUGGUGUGCAAGGGAGUGUGGGGCACUGUGCAGGGAGAAACCUAUCACAGCAUCACAGUCAAAGAGCUGAUUUCAAAGCCCCAGCUGACUGUGGAGCCCGUAGACAUAUUUGAGGGAGACGUCUUCAAACUGACCUGCUCUGUCUCUAUUUAUGUUCCUGAGAGGAUCAAAAAUGAAAGCUUGAGAUUCUUCAUCUACAGAGAUAACGUCAAUGUCAGCACUUCAGCGACAUACAUCAGUGCAGCAAACCCUAAUAAAAAUGGCAACUAUACCUGUAAAGUCCAGUCUGCUACCUUUACACACAGUUUUGUAAAGGAAAGCCAAAAACAUGUUAUUAAAACCAAAGUUCCUGUCUCCAAACCUGUGCUGAGUGUGGUGGGGGGUACGCUGGUGUUGGGGAAGCGCUUCCAGCUGCUCUGUCACAGUGAUAAUGGUACUCUGCCCAUCACAUACAUCCUGUACAGCCCUAACGGGCAUUUUGAGAGCAGGGUGGUGAGCAAGCCAGGAGAAUCUGCCAUCUUUAAUUCAUCAGCCAUCUUCAAGAGCUCAGACUUAGACAAGUUUCUUUGCCACGCAAAAAACAAUCAGGACAGACCUCCCAUGGCAGGAUCAGGGUCGCCGCUGCAACGUUCAACCAACAUCAUAGAGCCUGUGUCAGAACCAGUGCUGGCCAUACUCCCGAGCAUGACCGGCAUCUCUGAAGGGCAGAACGUGACCCUUGUAUGCUCUGUUCAGAGAGGCACUCCUCCCAUCAGCUUCUCCUGGCACAACAUGGAGGGUGUUCUCACUUCAGUGACCUCCGAGAAGCUGCAAGAAUCUUUGAACCUCGGCAGUGUCAGACAGGAGCACGCAGGGGGAUACUACUGUGUGAGCACCAACCCAGCCAACGAAACCAAGCAGAGUCACACUGUCGUGAUUGGAGUGACGAUAGCUGGCUGGAAGAAAGGUCUUAUCGCAGUCGUAUGCAUUCUGCUCAUACUGGUGUUGAUCCUUGUUAUCGCCUUUAAAAGACGUAUCUUUCGAUCUAAGAGAAGAGCAACUGGCGUGCUGUCAGUGAAGUCAGCGAGCACCAAAGUGGAGCGGCUGAGCCUCACCCAGGCUGAGGUCAUUGAGGCUGCCAACGGUAAAAGUGUUUGGAGCGAACACGUAUCAGGCUCUGAGUCUGAUGACCAGAACAGUGUGACCGCUGUAGAACCUCAGGACACAGAGGUGCAGACCAGACAGGCAGAUCCGAACAGAGGUGUUCCAGAGCAGACUGACUGCGGGUCAGUGGAAUAUGUGCAAAUGAAUCAUGAUACGGAUCACAACGGAGACCAAGGAGACCAAGGAGACCACUGUGACCAUGCUAGCCAGGGAGAACACACUGUCCAGGAUUGCUAUCACGACAAGGUUGACAACACUGCAGAUGUAAACAUAGCUGGAAAUGAGUAAAAGCCAGACUGGUAACUGACCAACAAGAAUGUUUAUUCUCUUCUUUAUCUGGGUUGUCUAGGUCGCAUUCACGUAGACUGUUACUCUGCACAAAAACACACAGUUCAUGUCAUUCAUUAGAGUCAGAGAAGUGUGUAGACACAGUAGGGGGGGGCAUCAUUUUAAAGGAGGUGGUCAGUGAUGCAAAAAUUUGAUUCAAGUUGUUCUGCAAUGCAACAUGACAUUGUCUUGCUUGAGACUGCAUUGGUCUGUCACAUAUAUGCAAGAGAUGGUGCUCUGAUAACAUUCCACAGUUGGGAGUGCUACAAAGCACUGUGCCAUGUUUUUGGCCUGCGAUAAGCUUUAAUAAUAAAUCUGUUUCUCCAGCUGCACUUCCCAGAUCGUAUUUCAUUGUCUCACCGGUACAUGAAGCGACACCAAUGCAACCCCUUGUGUUGCUUUUACACAGGACAGGAGUCUGUGUGAAUCCAGCCUAAUGCAGCUGGAGCCUUUUGUGCUGAAAGACCUUGAACGGCCAGAAGCACUAAUGAUCGUUUUUAAAUUUUUGUAACGCUUUGCGAAGAACAUUCCACGCUGUAAAUUCACUGGCUUUGCCACUGAAGGGCAAAUAAAAUGUUUUUACUAAGUGCUUCUUUCCUUCACUGCUGGUUUUCUUGCCAAACCACAGACAGGGGAUGUGUGUUGUGACCACGAAGGAAAAUACAUUCAAACUCUGUCCUUCCACUGGCGGCAGAAAACAACAAGAAGAAAGGCCUUUUAGGUCAUCAAAGUAGUGGGAUUAUUCUACAGUGGUAUGACUGGGAGUGCAUUCAGCAAGCUCCUCUUCAUGUGUGAGAACCAGUGCCUUCUAUUUAAACCACUAGAGGGCGGUACUGCAUUGAAACCUAAGCCCCUUUUCCAUCGUCUGGUACCGGCUCAACUCGACUCAACUCUGCUCAGCUCUACUCGGCUUUGGUACUAGGUGAUGGAAAAGCAAAUAAGGCGAGUAGAGUCUAGUCGAGUAGAGUCUAGUCAAGUAGAGUCUAGUCAAGUUGAGCCAGUACCAUGCGUUGGAAAAAGGGCUUUAGUGCCAUCUGGCCGUGAGCUCUUUGAAUGUGACCAGGACGUUCACUGUGUUGUCCAUCAGCAUCAGGAAAUACUGGUUUCAUUUUCCAGUUUGUAAAGCUUCAAAGAAUGCUGUAAGGUGUGCAUCGCUUGAGGUGUGACAUGUCUUUGUGCAGCACAAUGAAUACAAGACAGAGGAGGGCACAUUGUACUGGUGUAAGUGAUUUAACUGGUUUUAAACAAGACUGACACAUUGCAUCCAAGGUCAGAAGACUUUCUCUGGCUCAAGAUUCUGAUUAUUUUUCUUGAAUUAGUUAUUUAAUAAUUAGUCUAUAAAAUGUCAUAAAAUAGUCACAGUGUUCCAGACCCUCAUUCAGAUUAAUGGGUUUGUUUCACCAACAAUACAAACCCAAACAUAGAGUAUUUACAGAGAUUUAAAACAAAGUAAAGCCUCACAUUUAACAAACCAGAACAAGGGCAUAUUCAUGAUUCAGCUUUAAAAAUGAUUUAAUUGAUUAACCAGCCAGCUAAUGAUUACGUGACUUCUGGACUAUAACACUAUCAAUACAUAUAUUGGACGUGUCGACCCCUUAAACUGCAGCAUUAAGCUACAGCAGUACUGUCAGUUAUUUCCGAGUGAGCUUAAAGCACUGAAAUGUCUGUGACUGUUCUUUGUGUUUUACUUAAGAACUGUUCCAAAUUAUUGUGAUUGAUUAUAUGAUGGCAUUAUGAAAAAGUAUUACAACGAUCCCUUCAGUAUGUGCUUUAGCGUACAACUGUUUUACUAAACCAACCAUUGUAAAUGCACUGUGCAGACCAAAGGGCUGAGGACGCCUCACUGAGAUGACCUCUGUGUCGGUUAAUUAGAAGUUCUGAAAUAUGUCCUAGUGGCAGAGAGCAGAAACUGAGUCAGGGGUCAUCUCUCAUCUCUCUCCCCUUAUUUUAUGUCACUGACA
Monopterus albus (swamp eel) is the source of this 4641-nucleotide messenger RNA. It is a transcript of the gene pecam1a, whose product is annotated as platelet and endothelial cell adhesion molecule 1a. The transcript has 14 exons. Gene Ontology annotation, cellular component: external side of plasma membrane. Gene Ontology annotation, biological process: immune response; cell surface receptor signaling pathway. Lineage: Eukaryota; Metazoa; Chordata; Actinopteri; Synbranchiformes; Synbranchidae. Bases 335 to 2641 code for a protein of 768 amino acids. The record is from RefSeq and is a predicted model, not a curated record. Gene Ontology annotation, molecular function: transmembrane signaling receptor activity.